CCGUCGUCGCCGACUCCGAGGGGGUCGCUGCCGCCCUCUCGCGCCUCCCCUCUCGCGCCUCCCCUCUCGCUGCGCCAUUCCCUACGAGGUCGAAAGGCCGGCCAAAGUUCAGGUCGCAGCCCCUCAUCCGCCCAACUGUUUCCAGCUUCCUCACCGACCCGUCUUCCUUCAUCUGCAUGCAGCUCUCGAUUGGACUGACAUCAAUGAGGUCACACAAAUCCCAACCUUCGUAGCUCCACUGCCAGCAAGAUGAAAGGGACUGCUCCCAAGAACAGCGAUGGUGGGUCAGAUCAGAAUCUUGGGAUAGAAUCUGGUAUUGACAAGAUGACACCAGCAGUUACGUCCAACGAUUCGAUAAAUCUGGAUGGGAAUGGAGAACAUAAGGUGGCAUGCGAUAAUAAUCAGAGGAUUUCAAAGGAGAUCGAAGACCUGAGGGCUGAACUAGAUGAGGAUGUGAAACAGCUUGGAUACUGUGAGGCGAAUCAGAAGCCGAGAGCUGAGCUGGCUCUCAAGGUAAAAGACAUGCAGGGCCUGAGGAAGCAGAGUGAGGAGAUGCAACUCAACAAUGAUGGAAUGAGAAAGCAGAAUGAUUUGCUGCAGGCCAAGAGUGACAGCAUGGUGAAGCAGAAUAAGGACCUGCAAGCCAAGAAUGAUGAUCUGGUGAAGAAGAAUGAGGAGCUGAGAACCAAUGUAGACAGAAUGGGUAAGCGGAAUGAAGAGCUGCAAGCCAAGAAAACAAAGUGGAAUCAGGAGCUGCAAGCAAAGAAUGAUGGCCUGAAGAAGCAGAAUGAGGAGCUGCAAGCCAAGAAUGAUGGCCUGACGAAAAAGAUUGAGGAGCCUACAGGCCAAGAAUGUCAGCUUGGUGAAGCAGAAUGAGGACUUGCAUGCCAAUAAUGACAGCAUGUGCAAGUGGAAUCUGGAGAUGCAACUCAACAAUGAUGGAAUGAGAAAGCAGAAUGAUUUGCUGCAGGCCAAGAGUGACGGCAUGGCGAAGCAGAAUAAGGAGCUGCAAGCCAAGAAUGAUGACCUGGUGAAGGAGAAUGAUGAGCUGAGAACCAAUAUAGAGAAAAUGGGUAAGUGGAAUGGCGAGCUGCAAGCCAAGAAUGGCAGCCUAACACAGUGGAAUCAGGAGCUACAAGCCAAGAAUGAUGGCCUGAAGAAGCAGAAUGAGGAGCUGCAAGCCAAGAAUGAUGGCCUGACGAAGAAGAUUGAGGAGCUGCAGGCCAAGAAUGUCAGCUUGGUCAAGCAGAAUGAGGACUUACAUGCCAAUAAUGACUGCAUGUGCAAGUGGAAUGGGAAGCUGCAAACCAAGAAUUGUGCCCUAACAAAGCGGAAUGAGCUGCUGGAAGACAAAAAUGACACCCUGGAAGAUUUGAGUGGAGUUCUUGUGAGGAAAGAGCGUGAAAGUAACGACGAGUUACAACAAGCCCGGAAAUAACUAAUUAGGGUACUGCUCAUGCUAUAUGUUCAUUAGCAAUUACAAUGCACUUGAAGUGUUCUCUAUCAUUUGGUUCAUGUUUUUCAUUGAUGAAAUGAUCAACGUUUGGAGGAAGAGCUAAAUGGGCAGACAG
Panicum virgatum (switchgrass) is the source of this 1571-nucleotide messenger RNA. Its product is annotated as puff II/9-2 protein-like. NCBI's taxonomy places the organism in Eukaryota, Viridiplantae, Streptophyta, Magnoliopsida, Poales, Poaceae. The transcript has 3 exons. The record is from RefSeq and is a predicted model, not a curated record. Bases 250 to 876 code for a protein of 208 amino acids.